Daucus carota subsp. sativus is the source of this 1548-nucleotide messenger RNA. RefSeq names its product nicotianamine aminotransferase 1. The record is from RefSeq and is a predicted model, not a curated record. Gene Ontology annotation, molecular function: pyridoxal phosphate binding; L-tyrosine:2-oxoglutarate transaminase activity. Bases 133 to 1422 code for a protein of 429 amino acids. Gene Ontology annotation, biological process: L-tyrosine catabolic process; biosynthetic process. The transcript has 7 exons. NCBI's taxonomy places the organism in Eukaryota, Viridiplantae, Streptophyta, Magnoliopsida, Apiales, Apiaceae.
CGGAGGGAGUAGUUCUGUACCAACAAACCCUCACUCUUUCAUUCACAAAUUUAAUUGAUCUUUUGAAUUAAUUUAUAAAUAUAUUUGUGAAGUGUAUCAGAGUAAAUCAAGCAGUGUGAGCUUUCGAAGAAGAUGAAGGGAGGAUUAGUGAAAUGGGGGUUUCGAGGUAACAGAGUUUUGGACGAGGCCUCGAAAUUAACCGUGAGAGGUGUUCUUGGGACUGUUAUGGAGAAUCUGAGAAAUGAUGGGGCCAGGCCCAUUAUUCCAUUGGGCCAUGGUGACCCAUCUUCAUUUUCUUGCUUUAAAACUGCACCUGUGGCUGAAGAUUCUGUUGUGGAGGCCAUUCGUUCUGCCAAGUUUAACUGUUAUGGCCCUGCUGCUGGGAUUUCUGCGGCAAGGAGGUCAGUUGCAGAUCAUCUAUCUUUGAAUCUUCCAUAUAAAUUAUCUGCUGAGGACAUUUUUCUGACAGUCGGUGCCAAUCACGCAAUUGAAGUUAUUUUAUCAGUUCUUGCUCGGCCUGGUGCCAAUAUAUUAAUUCCAAGACCAGGCUAUCCAGUAUAUGAAGCUCGUGCUGCCUUUAGCAAUGUAGAGGUUAGGCACUUCAAUCUUCUGCCAGAAAAAGGUUGGGAGGUUGACCUUGACAGUGUGGGAGCACUCGCAGAUGAUAAUACUGUUGCCAUAGUUAUCGUCAACCCAGGAAAUCCCUGUGGAAACGUUUUCACACAUGAACACCUAAAACAGGUUGCAGAGACUGCAAGAAGGCUUGGAAUUCUUGUAAUUGCAGAUGAAGUAUAUAAUCACCUAUGUUUUGGAAGCAACCCAUUUGUCCCAGGAGGAGUGUUUGGAACUAUCACACCUGUUCUUACUCUAGGGUCACUGUCAAAAAGAUGGAUUGUCCCUGGUUGGCGACUCGGAUGGAUUGCAAUAAAUGAUCCAAAUGACAUUUUGCAGAAACAUGGGCUUGUUGAAUCUAUCAAGAGCUAUAUCAGCAUCAGCGCUGAACCUCCAACUUUCAUUCAGGGAGCAUUACCACAAAUCCUUGAGAAAACAACAAAUGGCUUCUUUUCUAAUACCAUCGAAAUACUUAAAGAGGCUGUGGAUGUGUUCUACACUAAACUUGAGGAAAUUCCUUGCCUGACUUGCCCUCAGAAACCAGAAGGAGCCAUGUCUUGCAUGGUGAAACUAAACCUGUCACUGUUGGAGGACAUACAUGACGAUAUGGAUUUUUGUAUCAAGUUAGCUAGAGAAGAGUCGGUAGUCGUGCUUCCAGGGGCCGCGGUAGGGCUUAAGAAUUGGCUUCGCAUUACUUUUGCUGUUGAUCCGGCAGCUCUGGAAGAUGGUCUUGAGAGAAUGAAAGCCUUCUAUCUGAGGCAUGCUAAGAAGCAAGGCGAAGCUGACGAGGAUCAGAUUGUAAGCUUAUAGGACAGAAUUUUAUCUAUUAUGUCGAACACCAAGUUUGCUCUUAUCAGAUUCAGACUUGUGCUAGCUCAGAAUCUACUAGCUCAAGGACUGUGAUUAUUCCAUAAAUCUGUUUUCAUAAUUCAAAAU